UCUUUCUCUUUUUAGUUAACGAACGCGCUUGCUCUCUGAAUUUUUUAAUUAUUUUGAGAGCGAAACAAGUUUAGAUCCUCAGAAUUUACGAAGGAAAAAUUCGUGAAAUUUAUGUGUUAUAUUUAAAGUGUUUGAUGUUGAUUAGAAUAAUGCAGUGCAAAGCUAUUGUUAUUAAGUUACACGGGACCAAAACGCAAGCGCUGAUUCCUCGGCGAUGACCAUAAGCGAUCGCAAUCAUGAUCGCCAACUUACCGCUGCUGUUCGCUAACGGGAACCCGACCGAUCUAUCAAAGGUCUCAGCAGCCGAGUUGGAAAAGUUCAUAACAUUCAUGGUGACAUGUUCCUGGGGUCAUGAUACUGCCAAAGACAUCAAACAACCGCCUUGGUGGCCGAAAAAUGUUGUAUUCUCUCACCCGUUUGUUAGACCCUGUAAAGUUCCACAAGAUUGGGAAGCGAGGCUCAAGAAUUUAGUGAAGCGAUGUUACGACUAUCACAAAAGCGCGUUUUUGUUAUUGUUCUCGGCACACUUAGCUCGAUAUGACCGGAGUAUACUCACGUACGUUGAUAACAACGACCACACGACGUCUCUCUACCAUGGCCCUACUGGAAGGCUCUUAGUAACAUUUCGAAAUGAGAACUUGAUGUAUGAUAAGCCAGCUGAUAUUUAUCUUUGUGAUACUUGUGACAGUCACUUUGAUAAUGUUGAUAUUCUGAAGGCACAUGAGAGGCUGUGUAACAAUGAAAGUUAUCAGACGUCUUGCUCUGGUUCUUUGCAAGAAUUCAUAUCUGCAUUAAAGCUCAAACCAAUACAGGAACAGAAAGAGGAGCAAGUCUCAGAUAAUUCUGUUAUAGAUAUCAGGCCCAGAAAUGGACGGACCGCUACAAGCGUAGAUCGAGGUCCACCAUAUCCUUUUUCCUCUUUGGCAUAUUUGAAGAAUGCCAAAGUCAAUGUUCAAAGAGAUACAAGUUAUUCUCGUGAAAGAGUUGAGAGGUAUUGCUGUAAUUCAAUAGUAUGUACUAAAAAUGUAGGUAGUAAAGGCAAAAAUCACGUGUUUCCGGUGCGAUACAAAAGACCCAUAGACUAUUGGCAUCGAAAGCAUGUGUUUCCCAAUCAGAGGUGUAAAACAGUUCUGGAUUUAAAGGGUCAGUUAUUGCUUUUGAAGUGUAAGCCUGUAUCUGUAGAUGUAACACGGAUGUCCUUAGAAAAAAUAGAAGAAUAUAUAGAUAAUCUCCAGAAAGAAGCACUGAGUAAACAGUGUGUAGAAGAGAAAGACAUUGUGUAUGUGGAGCCUGAUACUGAAUCUAUGGAAGUGGAUGUUAAAAGCUGUGAUCCAUUGAAUAAAACUGACAGUGAGUGUGAGGUGAUUGAUCUGUGUUCAGACGAGGAAGAGACUAGUGUUAAUGAGAACUGUGAUCCCAGAGCAGGGAUUGCUUGUGUUAUGAGGGGUGGGGCAGUGCUACGGCGCACUGCAGCGACGCCCCAUGCGCUUCCUGCGGAGCCUUGUGGCGCGAGACAAAGACCCCUCUCCUCACUUAUAUUACAACCACAUCCUGUAAUUCUCAUAACUCACUCUUUGAACAAUUUACAGACUAUAGCAUUAGAUUGACUGUAUGUAUUUUAAUAUAGGUAUGCUGACUUAUUAUUUAUUGUAUUCCUGAUUAAAAAAUUAAUGUCAUGCCAUGUUUCAUUUCUAAACUUGCUAUGUCAAUUGAGAAAUUAGAGGCUGGCAAUACUAGGCGGCCUUGAUCAAAAUGGUGGAUAAUGGUUACGUUAUGGCGAAAUGGCGUAUGACGGACUUGUCAAAGUAUUAUUUUAGAAUAAUUUUAAAAUAUUUGAAUUACACCUGUAGUAAAUAUUUACUGUGAUUAUUUUUUUUUAAUUAAUUCCAUCAAAUAUAUUUUGAAUGAACAUUGAACGUUUGUUAUGUAUUUUGUCGAAUGAAAUAGGCAUUGGCAUGAACUGAGAGAUUAUAUUUAAACUGAACUGAAAAUUAUGUUGAAAUAGGUAUAAUUUGUAUUUCAAUGUUUCAUAAGCUAAAUACCUGCACUCUUGCGUUGAUAUCGUAACAAUGAUGUUGCAAGCUCUGGACGUUGGCAACACUUGAUUUAGAAGGACGCGGACUAAUAUGGCAUGAAUAUGGCCGCUGAUCAGUGAUCAUCGGUAGAUAGUUGGUAUUCUAUAACAUAAUACUGAAAAUGUGAUAUAUCAAGUAUUUGUUUAUUUAUACAACUUAGUGUUUCUUGUCGACAUUUUUAACGACGUUUAAUGGUUAGUAAUACUUUUUGUAAAAAUAUAAUUAAAGUUAAAUUUCUUAAAUC
Messenger RNA from Zerene cesonia (dogface butterfly), 2319 nucleotides. RefSeq lists its product as uncharacterized. The record is from RefSeq and is a predicted model, not a curated record. The coding region runs from base 237 to 1607 and encodes 456 amino acids. Lineage: Eukaryota; Metazoa; Arthropoda; Insecta; Lepidoptera; Pieridae. The transcript has a single exon.